GGAGGACUUGAACUGAACUAGACUCGAGCGCACGCACGCACGCACCAUCUCCUGCUGCCCCUGCCGCUGCCGCUGCCCUUGCCCUGCAGACCUCCGUCGUCUUCGGCCGUGACCUCGUCGUCGUCGUCGCCUCGUCUGCACUGCUCUCCUCUCCUCUCCUCUCCUCUGCGCUGCGCUGCGCUGCUCGGCUCUGGCUCUGGCUCUGGCGCUGGCUUCUGCUCUUGCUCUUGCUCUUGCUCUUGUGCUCUACGUGUGGUCGGCUGAGGGGUCCGGUGCCUGUGGCUUGGAUGUGUGUUUUGUCGCGUUUUUCUCGUGGUCGUGGUGGUGGAUUCAUUUUUGUGGGUGUGUACCUGCUGCUGCCGAUUCGUUUCGUUCUGUUCUGUUGUGUUGGUGUUGUGGUGCUCGUCGCCGGGCCUCCUCCCAUUGCUGCGUCGUGCCAAUGUGCCCGAGCCUGAUCACCUCCUUGCGCGUCCGGCCCCCGCCCCUUUCCCUUUCCCUUUCCCUUUCCUUUAUCGUCGUCGCGUAGGUCGAUCGAAGGCAUUGUGAAAUCUAAAUUGUCAAGCGUUUUGUCCGCUUCUCUCCCUCUCUCCCUCUCUCCUUUUCUUUUUCACAUCAUCAUCAUCAUCAUCAUCGCUGUUUGAUUUUUAUCGCCCAGGUAUUGUCGCGCUGGGCCGGGCUGGACGCAUCUCUGUGUGAGUACCAUCGUUCCCUUGCUUGGCCUUGCGACUGCCCUCGGCGUGGGUUGCCGUUUCCCUGGACCAUGUCGGGGAUGACCCGUCGCUGCGUCGAAGAUGUGCCUGGUCUGUCUCUAAGCGUUUCCUCAUCCGCCCUCUAGUUGGUGAGACCAUCUCGGUGCAGCUUUCGAUCGUGUCGAGUAAUUUCGAUGGUCUUUUGAUCUCUCGGGAGGUGUCUUGGUUCUUGGUUUGUCGUGCUGUAAAGAGAAUUCCUCUUCGAAUUGUCACUGGAAGAUCAUCAUUAAAGCCUACCGUAAAUGCAUCGUCCGGCACAAAGUUUCGUGCUUGUCAAGGAUCACGAAGCAGAUCUUGUGGCGAAGAUUCAAGGUGGUCGGCGGGAAGUUUUCGAGAAUGUGCUUCUGUGGAUCAUUGCAAUCUAGCUUUCACAGCUGAUUGCUGAUAGAUCUCACAAGAAUCAAGUUGGGGAAGACGGAAAUCAAAUUCAACUACGGAUUAUAGAUCACCCAAAGAGAUGGAAGAUAGUGCCGAUUUGAGAAGGGGGGCUCCAUUGAUUUCGUCGAGUGGCAGGCAAGGAUCCUGCUGGCCUUCCACGGAUAUGCACUAUCAGCUCGGUGGCAACAACUAUGCAAGUGGGAGUGGCAGCAACAGUGGGAGCAGUAGACUGAAUCGAAUGGAUGAAGCAAAUGAGGCCUGGCAAGGUGGUCGGUCGUGUGGUCAAGACACCGGCAAGGGUCCCGAGUGUAGCAGAACUGCCGCGCAUAAAUCCUCGCAGGUGUCUCACAAGGUCGUUCCUUCUCGUUCUUCCGGAGCUCGAAGGAGCCAGCGAUCCCAUAAUGAGACAGCCGCGCAAGGUCAGUGGAGUGCACUCCAUAGUUUUUCAGGAAGUAUUGACGAGUCUGGGCUAGGUAACAUGGAUACAGACACAAAUUUGGGCAUCGGUCUGAGCACAAGACUUGGUCUGUCGGAAGUGCCCACUCUUGUCGGGCAUGGUCGAGCUGCCACCGGUCAGGACUUCUCUCUAGGAAGAUCGGGCAUCUCCACCAGCAGGAAUUCCGAUCUGUACCCGGGUCGAAUUUCGGGCCAUUCCAUCGUUGGCCAAGAGUACACCCCCAGCAGAGGGAGUGGACAAGGUGGUGAUAGAUUGGGCACCACUCGGGGAAGCGGAUCCACAGGCUUGCCCCUGGCAAGUAGGUCAUCUUUACUAGGUAGCAGUGUAACUUAUCAUUCACACGCGCACAGAAGUGCAUUGGACGAAGGACGAAUUGGAGACUCUUCUCAGGGAAUAGCUAUGACCAGCUCCCUCCUCACGGAUCGGCACGGGAUUGACGGCCAACCUCUUCAUCCUGGAAGUAGCAGCAUUUGCAACUCUUUGUCUGAUCCGUUUAUGGCGGGUGCAAGCAGCAGUCACAACUCAUCGGGUGAGGAAGCAGCUUGCAGCAGUGAUUCUCAUUUUGUCCUUAGCUCAGCGUCCGUCGACAGAGCCCAAGGUGCAGAAAACCAAAGUUCGAAAGGAGGCAUAUUAGGGAAUUCCCUGUCCAACUCGUCUUCUAGUUACAAAAAUGUGAUGAAUAGCUCGAGGGGUUCAGCUUGUAAGAGGAAAAGUUGCACACCGGGUUUGCUCGCUAGUUCUUGUCGGAGUGCUUCCCCUCACUCGUCCGGCUCUCGGGAAGGCUACGCCACAAGGACCAUGGGAGGCAGUAGUACGGGCAGACGCAGUAGCGGAAAUUUAGGAUGUGCAUCCGCUUCCAGUGUAGUGGCCACGGCCUCGUCGGUGGCAGCUGGGCGAUGCGCCGAAACCUCAGUCUCUGCCAGUGCACUAGAUGAACCGCGUUCGCGCAAGGGUUCCACAUCCAGAGAUGUGGAAUCCGGGGCUCAAAGGGCGGGGAAAUCCUUGAUAGGAAGUGGUUCUGCAGGUUCUAUGGGGCCAAGGAGUAUGCGAAGUAGUGGGUCGAUCGGAGGAAAUUUGGAACAGUUAUCUUCGCCGUCUCAACCGCCAUUUGCACGCACCGUGCGAAGGGCAAUUCCUGCCCUUCCUGAUACUUGGUGCUCUCGAAGAGUUAUUUUAGCUGACUGUUCCACUGAUACAGAUUUCACCACUGCAGGUGGGAGCACUAUUGUGCGAUCAACUGAGCAGCUGAUGUCUACUGGCGGGGGCCGAAGAAGUGGAAGUCCUUUAGUUGCAAGUAGCAGGAGUGGAAGCACGUCUUCUCCAAGACGCAAUGACAAUCACUUUGGAUCAUCUGCCUUGGGAGAGAGGCUGCCGCACAGGUAUCUGGGAAGCAAUACUAGGAGCUUGACAACAGGCUCAUCUAGUCCAGGUUCUUUUGGAGGAAUUGGGUCUGAAAGCAGGUUAAGGCUUCGUAAUCUUAGCAACAGUUCUGUGGAUGCAAUCAGCAAUCCAGCUAAUGCUGCCGCACAAAGCCAGGGCACACAAAGUACGCAGCAAGGAGCGACGAAUCUAGGGGUCACAUCGGUGCCCUCACCUUCAAGGCUGCCACCACAUCCUCCUGUUGUGCGUUCUAGACACAGUCACAGUUCUUCAAGCGCUCCCAUGCUUAUACCAGCAUCAUCAGGGCCUGCACCAUCUCGACUUCCUCCCUCUCCUCCAAGUGUCUCUUCGUCCCUUUCAACGGCCUUGGAGAUGCUUCCAUCUGGAUCCAGCAUCUUUCAGAGUUCGUUCUUGCCAAGAACUUCUUCUUCAGUGGAAAGCCGCAACGAAAGAGGGCUUGCAUCAGCUGCCGAAAGCCUUUUAGGAAUGCCUUUCAGAGGCCUACAAUCUCCGUCCGAUGGAGAGCACCAACCUCGACUAGUAGCAGAGGGCCUUGCUGAGAUCUUACUCGCUCUUGAACGAGUGGAGCGAGAUGAAGAUCUGACUUACGAGCAACUGUUAAUGUUGGAGGCCACGUUGCUGUUUGGGGGUAUGGGGCUUCAUGACCAACAUAGUGACUUGCGACUCGAUGUUGACAAUAUGUCUUACGAGGAACUACUUGCUUUGGAAGAAAGAAUAGGCAAUGUGAGCACUGGGCUUAAUCCAGACAUGGUGAACAAGCGCUUGAAAAGAAGCAAAUAUUCUUCUCAAGCAGUAGCUGUAUCCUCUUGUUCACAAGAAAGUGACAUCAAAUGCAGCAUUUGCCAGGAAGAAUAUGAGGAAGGCGAUGAUUUGGGAAAAAUUGACUGUGGGCACAGUUAUCACGUUGCUUGUAUAAAGCAAUGGCUUUUACAGAAGAACCAGUGCCCUAUCUGCAAGGCAUCUGCCUUGUCAUAAUAUUAUCUAGUGUGGUUGUCUGGAUGGGAGGAUGACGAAGAGAUGUUAUCGUAUACCACAUUGCGGACAGGUUCUCGUGGAACACGAGGCCGAACAGUCUUGUGUGAGUUUAUUUCCAGUUUUCUUUGAAGUUUUUGAAGUUGUUUCUGGCAACUUGACAGCUAGUAACGUCGGGGCAUCUCUUGGAAAUUGGGAUGGCGCUCGUCAAGAGCUUCCUAUCUUCACUGAAUGAAAGCCUGUUUGACAAUGUCUCAGUAAGUGCAAAAGGAUUUUUGAACUGGGGUAGUCGGAUAGAAUGGACUCUAGGAGGCUUGGGACAAAUUUGCAGUCAUUUUUUGUGGAAACAAACUCAUGACAUCAUAGAAGAAAGCAUGGAUACUCACUGGGGAACCCAUACGCCAGUGGUGACGCAUAUUGAAGAUCCCAGCCAGUGGCUCAAAUGGUGGAGAGAGUGGCCCUUUUGCGUACAUCGAAGACUAAAUCCCAGUAGAUAUCUAGAUGGCAUCUACUUCCAAGGACCUACUCAAAUGAAGUCGCCAAGCGGGUUGCGGCUACUGAGAGGGCCGAAGCUGUUCCCAUCCUUCAUAAUAAGGUAGAUUGGACUGCUAAGAAUGUAGUCACGGAUCUUAUUCUUUGUUUGACAGUGGAAACUAGGAGAAACUGAAGUUGGUGUGGCAAUUGUCAUUAAGCUUUAUAUGGAUUGGAUUGACGAGGUUUCUUCAAGUC
Messenger RNA from Marchantia polymorpha subsp. ruderalis, 4686 nucleotides. Lineage: Eukaryota; Viridiplantae; Streptophyta; Marchantiopsida; Marchantiales; Marchantiaceae. The record is from the annotation of a GenBank genome assembly.